CCUCUGGCCCAAGAUGGCGGCGCCCUACAUGCUAUUCGGCUCCUACCCUAAAUCGAGCCAAGACAGACAGCUUGGGUCAUGUCGAAGCUAAGCCGGGCCAGUCGGGCACUUAAGAAGUCCGACGCCGGCGGCGUGAUACGGGCCAUCGUGCGGGCCGGCCAAGCCAUGCCUGGGCCUCCACUAGGCCCCAUCCUUGGUCAGCGAGGUGUUUCGAUCAACCAGUUCUGCAAGGAAUUCAACGAGAAGACAAAGGAUAUCAAGGAAGGCAUUCCUCUGCCUACGAAGAUUUUUGUGAAGCCUGACCGGACAUUUGAAAUCAAGUUUGGACAACCCACUGUUUCCUACUUCCUGAAGGCAGCUGCAGGGAUUGAGAAGGGGGCCCGGCAGACAGGGAAAGAAGUAGCAGGCCUGGUGACUUUAAAGCACAUAUAUGAGAUCGCUUGCGUCAAAGCUCAGGAUGAUGCCUUCGCCCUGCAGGAUGUACCUUUGUCCUCUGUUGUCCGCUCCAUCAUUGGCUCUGCACGUUCCCUGGGCAUUCGUGUCGUGAAGGACCUCAGUGCCGAAGAGCUGGCCGCUUUCCAGAAGGAGCGAGCUGAGUUCCUGGCUGCUCAGAAAGAGGCGGAUUUGGCAGCCCAGGCAGAGGCUGCCAAGAAGUGACCCCUGCCCUCCACACUCCAGGAUUUUGAAGGAAACAGCUGGAAACAGGAGCUGGGAGGGCUGCGCCAAAGGGAGGGCUGGGAGGUCACA
Chinchilla lanigera (long-tailed chinchilla) is the source of this 747-nucleotide messenger RNA. RefSeq names its product mitochondrial ribosomal protein L11 (gene Mrpl11). Gene Ontology annotation, cellular component: mitochondrial large ribosomal subunit; ribosome. Gene Ontology annotation, biological process: translation. Lineage: Eukaryota; Metazoa; Chordata; Mammalia; Rodentia; Chinchillidae. The record is from RefSeq and is a predicted model, not a curated record. The coding region runs from base 79 to 657 and encodes 192 amino acids. Gene Ontology annotation, molecular function: large ribosomal subunit rRNA binding; structural constituent of ribosome. The transcript is spliced from 5 exons.